GCUUUUCUAAAAAACCUUUCUAACGUAAAAGUAGAGAUUGAUGUAAAAUCAGUGUUUAAUGUAAUCAAAAAUAUUUUUUUUUUAUAAAAAACCGUGUAUCUAAGUAACUAUUGGAACUAAAUAUUUUUCGGGAAGUAACACAAAAUGAAGGACCUGGACGGUACCUUGGAUACCCUAGAAAAUGCCCGUUUCAAUUAUUUGUACGUAAAGGCCAUUGCUCGGUUGGGAAAGGACUCAAUCUUCACGGACAGCGAGUUGGUCAGCAUUGUGAUGCUCUACCAUAAGUUUGUCCUGGCUAAUGGAUCGAGGGCCAAAUAUAUGACUAUAUUGCAACUCACCAUGCUGAUGGAGCUCUUGUUCGAGAUUGUGGAUCGCGACAAUAUUGCGACUAUUGUGUAUAGAAUUGCCCAUACUCCGGGCACUAGAAAUUCGGAUUUCUUUCCGGACAAACAUGUGCAUUUGGAUGCCUUUGUGCGGUUAUUUACCAUCUACUUUACCAGAGAUCUGCAGAUGAAGAUGGAGUUUGCCUUCUCGAUCUACGAUAAAACCGAUUCCAAGCAGUUGAAUGGCGAGGAGGUGGGCUCUUUUGUUAGCAAAUUUUUUGAGAACGAGGACGAAGACGAAGCCAUUGAGCUUCGAUUGGACAUGAAAGAAAUGCUCUUCCAGAAGUUCGAUCUGGACAAGGAUACUAAUAUUCAGGAGGAGGAGUAUUACGAGGUGGUACGCCGACAACCAAUGUUGCUGGAGUGUUUUGGCCGCGUCUUUCCCCCGAAUCCUCGCAUGGAGGUCCUUGCCCUUUGCGCCAAUGUCAUGUCCUGGUUCGAUGACUCUCCCAAUCCAAGGAUUAUCACAAAAUCAGAUGGAAAGGGAGUUGUAUAAGAGGAAUCCCAAGUGAUAGAAUUUAUUUAAAUUAAAAUGUGUUAAAAAAAGACUGUCGAUUCGGGAACAAGAAAUAAACCCGAAGCAACAACAU
Drosophila gunungcola (fruit fly) is the source of this 973-nucleotide messenger RNA. RefSeq lists its product as uncharacterized. The coding region runs from base 145 to 879 and encodes 244 amino acids. The record is from RefSeq and is a predicted model, not a curated record. The transcript is spliced from 3 exons. NCBI's taxonomy places the organism in Eukaryota, Metazoa, Arthropoda, Insecta, Diptera, Drosophilidae. Gene Ontology annotation, molecular function: calcium ion binding.